GCAGAACUCGCUUGUCUGGCAUCUUAUUUUUAAGGGCGCGGGGGCGGACAUGAUUGCCGAUUUCGUUUUGUUUGCCUAUGACGUUGGGAUCUGCCUGGCCUCCGGCUAAUGUAUAGCCGCGCCUGGGGUGCCCGGCUACGCCAAGAGGCGAUCUGCGGUCCGCUAAUGCUCAUGCACCCUUGCUGCCGUGCCCCUCGUUUAUCGUUCCACGUUUUGCACGCUCUGGCUGCCAUACCCCAGCCCAUCAAGCUGCUUCGAUCGCUUGCAGGAAUCGUCGGCCAGAGAUCGUCUUCGGCUGUCGAGAACAGCAGAAGCUUGUGCUACAGUCCCUCCCAUUAGCCCACAGGCCCGCGGUAUGUUGCAGUGCUUCUAUAUGCCGAAAAUUAGCGCGGGUUCAGUGGGUGGACAUGCAUACAUGCACUUAGCCAUUCAGUAGAUCGGCUGCAUGCCUCCUACCCCGGCGUGUUGGGUGUGGCCCGGCAACCGCCGCUUGCAGCCUGGUCGAUUGGUUGUGGCUAGUUCGGCAUACAUGGCCGAGCGACGAAUGUGAAGGCAAUGCUGCACGCACAUCCAGGAGCAGUGCGGUCUUCAGCCAUGCCAAACAUCCAGUAGUGAGCGGUUUGCGCUGGCCCAAGGGUGAAAAGGAAAGGGGCUAUAUAGAUCCAGCAAACGAGUCAGUGUGUGGACAUGCUGCUCCGGUGGAGCUCGCUGAUUCUGGUGCCGAUGGAGGGAGUAUGAAACAUGCUCAUAGUACCGGUUCAACCAGUUCGCGCUGACUGGGCGCUAGUAUUGCUAGUGAUGUACUGGCCAGUCACCAAAUACAGGCUCUCUAC
This is a messenger RNA of Linderina pennispora, 833 nucleotides long. RefSeq lists its product as uncharacterized. Bases 109 to 339 code for a protein of 76 amino acids. The transcript has a single exon. Lineage: Eukaryota; Fungi; Kickxellomycota; Kickxellomycetes; Kickxellales; Kickxellaceae. The record is from RefSeq and is a predicted model, not a curated record.